AUGAAUUAAUUAGUUUAAGUCAUUCUAUUUUUGAAUUGUACAAAAGUGUUUCGAGAAGAGGAUUCACCUGUUUUUAAUAAAAUAGUGGUAAUGUAUAUAAAUAAAUAUAGUACAACAUUCGUAAUAAUUAAUAUUCUCAAUUGUCUAUAUUAUAUAAUGAUAUAACAGAGUAUCUAAAUUCAUGUGAGAAUAUGGAGACUAAAGAGAGAUUGAACUAUGAAUUAAAGAGAUUAGGGUUAAAUUGA
Messenger RNA from Paramecium pentaurelia, 245 nucleotides. Lineage: Eukaryota; Ciliophora; Oligohymenophorea; Peniculida; Parameciidae. The record is from the annotation of a GenBank genome assembly.